Molecule: messenger RNA, 3098 nt
Organism: Salvia hispanica
Lineage: Eukaryota; Viridiplantae; Streptophyta; Magnoliopsida; Lamiales; Lamiaceae
Biological process (GO): signal transduction; protein phosphorylation
Cellular component (GO): cytoplasm
Molecular function (GO): protein kinase activity; ATP binding
Source: RefSeq, a predicted model, not a curated record
CUCACCUGGAAUUUGAGUUUCAUGGAGAUCUGGUUCAGUUUUGAUUGCGAGGGGGCUGCGGACAGUCGUUAUUCGUAUUCACACUGUUUCUGAUGUCCGGAUGCUGGAAAAUUAGAAAUGAUAGGGUCAAGGAGUGAGAUUUAAGAUUCAGAUUGUAUCGAGAUAUGCCUAAUGUAAAUGCUGGACCAUUUCUUUGUGGUGAAGAUAUUAGAAAUUAAGAUUUGAGAAGACACGUACUAUUUCUGUGAUGGAGUUCUUAUGUUGGUUACAUCCUUUCGGGAUGCUAUGGGUUGCUUUUAAGUCAUAUAUGGCCCUCCACUGAGGAGCCAAAAGAUAAUUGAUGCAUCAAUACAUUUGUUUCUUUUUGGAACUGUGCAAGCGAUAAGCACUUUAAAAGAGUAAUAAGAGUACUGAGAUGAUAUUACAUUUCACGAGAUUAUGGACAUGGAAAAUACACGAGGUGAUACCGAGUCUUCACAUCAUAGGUCACCUGGUGACCAACCAUGUGGUUCUGUCUCCUUGGAUUUUAAGGACAAUAGUAUGAGAAAUAAAGAAUUGAAUGAUGAGGAGAAGUAUGAUAUAUCCUCCUGCACUUCAGCAACACAGAUUCUUUGGAGCACAGGGAUGCUUUCUGAGCCAAUUCCCAAUGGUUUCUACUCUAUUGUUGCUGAUAAAAAGCUCAAAGAGCUUUACAAAGCUAUACCUACUAUAGAUGAUCUUCAUGCAUUGGAGACUAAUGGUUGUAAAGCUGACAUCAUCCUUGUUGAUGCCGAGAAAGAUAAGAAGCUUUCUAAGUUAAAACAGUAUACUGUAGCUCUGGUUAACGGUUUACAUGGAAAUCCUCCAGCUAUAAUAAAAAAGAUUGCUGGAUUAGUAUCUGAUGUCUACAAACGACCAAAUCUGGAUCUAAGUCCCAAGAAAGCUGUUCCGGAGGCGGCUGCAUCUGAAAAUGGAGGUGUUCAGUUGCUGGGGCAAAUAAAGUAUGGUUCUUGCAGACCCCGAGCAAUAUUGUUCAAAGUUCUUGCAGAUUCUGUUGGACUUGAAAGUAGGCUGGUGGUGGGUUUACCUACAGAAGGUUAUUCUGAGUGUGUAGACUCAUACAAGCACUUGUCGGUCUUAGUAGUACUAAAUUCUGUGGAGUUUCUAGUGGAUCUAAUGCGGUUUCCUGGCCAACUGAUUCCUCGAUCAUCUAAGGCUAUUUAUAUGACUCACAUAUCUGCUACUGGGGAGAGUGAUUCUGCAGACUAUGAUUCUUGUGAUUCACCAAUGGAACCAAACAGCCCUCUUUAUGGGGUUUCUGAGAGAGUUGAAGCUCAGAGUGCUGAUAAAGAAGAUGGUCUGAUGCAAUAUAGACGAGAAGCAUCUUCAAAUGCAGCGGGCCCUUCAUUAAGGAAUAUGAUGCUGCUUCGAACACAAUCUAUUGAUAGAAAAUUUAGCCUGUCACAGAGUGAACCGAACGUUGCUGAUUCAUUUUGGAAGAGUCAGAGAAAGACCAUUGCUUCUCAUAGGACAGCAAAUCCAAGGUCAGAAGGUACAUCAUCACAUAUGCAUAGACUAAGAAGAAGAAGCAUGAGUAUGACUCCAGAGAUUAGUGACGAGAUUGUAAGGGCCGUGCGAGCAAUGAAUGAAUCUAUGAAGCAGAAUCGCCCUCUACCAAACCUUGAAGACAGUGGCUCUGAGUCCUUGGGCUCAAAUACCAAGCACAGCACAGAUCAAACAAAAUAUAGGCACCACAGCUCUCAGAAAGCAAUGUCCUCAUCUUCUCAUGAGUAUGCGAGUAAGAGUGCUCAAGGAAGUGGGAAUUAUGGGGUGACUGAAGAAAUGCUUUCAACAUGGAACAAAGUCCUAGGGUUACCAAUCUUCCAUAAUAAACCUUUGCUACCAUUUGAAGAGUGGAAUAUUGAUUUCUCAGAAUUGACUGUUGGCACUCGUGUUGGGAUCGGAUUCUUUGGGGAAGUUUUUCGUGGCGUUUGGAACGGAACGGAGGUUGCUAUCAAAGUGUUUCUGGAGCAGGAUCUCACUGCUGAAAACAUGGAGGAUUUCUGUAAUGAAAUAUCCAUCCUCAGUCGCCUUCGCCACCCAAAUGUUAUCUUGUUUCUCGGUGCUUGCAUGAAGCCUCCACGACUGUCACUGGUCACCGAGUACAUGGAAAUGGGGUCUCUUUAUUAUUUGAUUCACUUAAGUGGCCAGAAGAAUAAACUCAGCUGGCGGAGGCGAAUCAAGAUGCUACGCGACAUAUGCAGAGGGCUGAUGUGCAUACAUCGAAUGAAGAUAAUCCACCACGAUCUUAAAAGUGCUAAUUGCCUCGUGAGCAAGCACUGGACGGUUAAGAUCUGCGACUUUGGUCUCUCCAGAAUCACGACGGACGAUCCCAUCAAGUCAUCAUCAGGUGGGACGCCAGAAUGGAUGGCUCCUGAAGUCAUCCGCAACGAGCCAUUCACAGAGAAAUGCGACAUUUUCAGCCUCGGCGUCAUCAUAUGGGAACUCUACACUCUGAAUCGGCCGUGGGAUGGUAUGCCACCUGACCGGGUUAUCCACGCCGUUGCAAAGGAGGGUUUGCGUUUGGAGAUGCCUCAAGGUCCCGUGGGCAGGUUAAUCGCAGACUGCUGGGCAGAACCCCAUGCGCGACCGAGUUGCGAGGAAAUACUUGCUCGGCUGCUAGACUGCGAGUUGCAACCUUGAUAACUCCUUUCCUUGUACAGUAAAAAUAGCUCUCUAGAAUUUUCACCAUCUUUUCCGGCACAUUGUAAAAUCUGUUUUGAGUAUUCCACCCAAAGAGCCACUUUCCGUUAUGCCACUUCUGUACCAAGAGUGAAUAAAGGGACCCAACAACGGGUCUCGCCGCGGUCCCGAUCUGCAGAGACGAGCCGGCGAGACCGCGUUGCUGGGAGUGGGGCGGGACAAGCGUCACGUGGCAGAGCGGAAGUUGGCGAACCAGCUCGCCACACGCUUGCACAGUCGCGCCUCCGUAGCCAAUGAGAAGCGUGUGUUAGCCCAUUCGCCGGCGUGCGAGUGAGCUUUAGUUUAGUCUACGGUGUUUUCGACCGUUACAUACUUUUUUAGUUACCAAUCUCUUCCUAUAAAUAUUUCUUUCAUCA